AUGAAGAGGAAUUUCGCUGACAAUUCUUUGAUGCGUAGUACAGCAGGCUGUCUUCCAGUCCCACUCUUCAAUCAGAAAAAAAGGACCAAACAACCACUCACAUCAAAUCCACUUAAAAAUGAGCCGAACAGUAACAAUUCAGCUGAUCAUUUCAAUUUCUCAGCCUUGCUUGCAGAUUUCGGAUGGGAAACUGAGAAGCCAGACCCGAUCCAACGGCAGAAAACAGUAGGCACGAAGCAGGAGGAAAGUACUAAUGUUUGGAAAAGAAAUGACUUCCCAGCUUUCGGCCCCCGAACAGAGAACAAAAGUCUUUCAGAACUGGGUGGCCAUCCCAGUCAUUGGAUGAAGCCAGAAGCCCCGUACCAGAAAUCAGCCGGCCUGCCACAGGCAUCGCAGAGAAGCAGAAGAGAAGAGGCAGAAGAUUGGGAUCCGGCUCUUUCCCAGUGGCCUGCAGUUCCAACAGCCAGGCUGAGAAAUCUGCAGACUCAGGAGCCCUCCUACACAUUUAAACACAGCCCUGGCCCACAAAACACCCACCAGGAAAAAACUGACCAUUUGCAAGGCAACAAAACGAUUCAGAAAAAGCCGGCGGGCCAAUCUAAAGCGAAGGAAAAAGAGAAUUCUCUCCGAAUUUUAUCUGCUGUCAUCGAAAGCAUGAAGCACUGGAGUCAAUAUUCUGACAAAACUCCACUGUUAUUUGAGGUACUGGGUGUUCUGGACUCUGCUGUUACCCCUGGACAAUUUGGGUCAAAAACAUUCCUCUUGAGAGAUGGAAAAGAAACUGUGACAUGCGUAUUUUAUGAGAUCGAUCGUGAGCUACCCAGAUUAAUCAGAGGUCGCGUCCACCGAUGCAUGGGGAAUUACGAUGCCAAACACAAGGUGUUCAAGUGUGUUUCCGUGAGGCCAGCAACAGCUGCUGAACAGCAAACUUUCCAGGGUUUUGUUAAGGCCGCUGAUGUGGAGAUGUGCCGAUUUGUGAAAACAAGCAACGAAAUUUAA
Molecule: messenger RNA, 999 nt
Organism: Ahaetulla prasina
Lineage: Eukaryota; Metazoa; Chordata; Lepidosauria; Squamata; Colubridae
Gene: SPATA22
Product: spermatogenesis associated 22
Exons: 7
Coding region: 1-999 (332 amino acids)
Biological process (GO): homologous chromosome pairing at meiosis; meiotic DNA repair synthesis; regulation of meiotic cell cycle
Source: RefSeq, a predicted model, not a curated record